Molecule: messenger RNA, 1189 nt
Organism: Telopea speciosissima
Lineage: Eukaryota; Viridiplantae; Streptophyta; Magnoliopsida; Proteales; Proteaceae
Product: cinnamoyl-CoA reductase 1-like
Exons: 7
Coding region: 78-1034 (318 amino acids)
Molecular function (GO): oxidoreductase activity, acting on the CH-OH group of donors, NAD or NADP as acceptor
Source: RefSeq, a predicted model, not a curated record
AAUAGGGUUGCCGGCUGAAGAAACUGGUCUCAGAGAAAAAAGUGUUGGGUUCUUUAAUCUUUGAAGGUUAAUCGUCAAUGGCAGAGAAAGGAAGAGUGUGUGUGACAGGCGCAGGAGGGUAUGUGGCGUCGUGGCUUGUGAAGUUUCUCCUUUCUAAGGGCUACAGAGUCCAUGGAUCCGUUAGAGAGCCAGUGGAUGUGAAGAAUGCUCAUUUGAAGAAACUAGACAAUGCCUUGGAGAACUUGCAGCUCUUCAAGGCAGAUUUGCUGGACUACAGCUCUCUUCACACAGCCAUUGCAGGAUGUGAUGGAGUAUUUCAUGUUGCAAGCCCAGUUCCUCCAGGAGCGGUUUUGAAUCCUGAGGUAGAACUUAUUGAACCUGCUGUUACUGGUACACUAAAUGUACUCAAGGCAUGUUCUGAAACAAAAGUGAAAAGAGUUGUGAUUGUGUCAUCUGGAGCUGCUGUUGCCAUGAAACCAAACUGGCCAAAGAAUCAGGUUAUGGAUGAAACAUGCUGGUCUGACAAGGAAUACUGCAGGGAAACCAAGAAUUACUAUUGUCUUUCCAAAACUGUAGCAGAAAGUGAGGCUUGGGAAUAUGCAAAGCAAAGUGGGCUCGAUGUAGUAACCGUUUGCCCAACUCUGGUUAUCGGGCCAAUGUUACAAUCUACACUGAAUUCUAGUAGUCGGGCUAUUGUCAGGCUUUUGAAAGAUGGAUCUGAGUCCGUGGAAAACAGAGUUGCGAAAAUUGUAGAUGUUCGUGAUGUAGCUGAAGCACUGCUGCUGGCAUACGAGAAGCAUGAAGCAAAAGGGAGAUACGUGUGUUCAGCACACAUGGCCACAGCAAAGGACUUGGUGGACAAGCUGCGGAGCUUAUAUCCUAACUACAGCUAUCCAAAGAUUUUCACUGAGGUAGAUGAAGGUGCUAAGCUGAGUUCAGAGAAAUUGCAGCGGUUGGGUUUAAAAUUCAGGCCAUUGGAGGAGACACUUGUUGAUUCUGUUAAAAGCUACCAGGAGUCUGGUCUCUUGGAUUAACCAAAUAACUCAUGGACAUUGUACAACUAUGCAUGAGGGUUUCACAAGGGUGGAGGCCAUGGUAAGUUUUUAUGUCUCUAAUAUAUAUGGUGUUUUGUUGCGACAGCCGGUAGAGGAAGUUAUAUCUUAACUCCACUUAUACAUUAUUUUGAAAA